UCGAGGAGUUCCGAUUGCCACAACAAAGUGUAGCCUGGUUCCCGAGGCCUUCCGAUGUGCAAGUGCUUGCGUAGCGCGCCCUCUGGUGAGAGAAUGCUCCCUUUACGUGACAUUGUUUUCUGAUCGGGAUCGAUCUGUAUUAAAUUACUUUUCAAAGUCGCCAUCCGACCUCCAUUCUCCAUUCCUGGUUUCACAUCGAAAAGAUGGCAAAAUUAGUAAAAGAAUUAUCUGGUAUAUAUCCUGAACAUACAAGCAAGAAUGAUGAAAAAGCUGAAAAAAUAUUGUCUACAGCCAAGUUUGAUGCCAGAUUUCAACUCUGCAACCAGGACAAGCUAUGCUGGCAGAACUAUGUAGAUUAUUAUAGAUGUAUAAAGAAGAAGGGUGAGGACUAUGAACCAUGCAACUGGUUCAAGAAACAGUAUAGGUCCAUCUGCCCCACAUUCUGGACUGAGAGAUGGGAUGAAGCACGUGAAAAUAAUGCAUUCCCAGCCAAGAUAUAAGUGGUACAAUUAAUAGUGACAUUUAAAUACAGUGUAUUCCAUCUCCAUUCUCAAGGAAUUCUGUGUGACCAUUUUGUAUCAGAAAUGUUAAAAAGAGUUACUGAAUAUUGAUUAAAACUUGAUACAAUUGAGCAUUGAAUGUGAUUAUAAAGUGUUAUUGUACAUGUAGAAGUGCAGCAAAUACAUGUAGUGUUGGAAAUUGCA
Molecule: messenger RNA, 704 nt
Organism: Ostrea edulis (European flat oyster)
Lineage: Eukaryota; Metazoa; Mollusca; Bivalvia; Ostreida; Ostreidae
Exons: 4
Coding region: 204-500 (98 amino acids)
Cellular component (GO): respiratory chain complex IV; mitochondrion
Source: RefSeq, a predicted model, not a curated record